AUGGCUCCCGUUUCGCUACAGUCUACUUAUAAGUUGGUCUCGGGUUACGAGAUCCCCGUUGUUGGGUUCGGAGUAUACCAAACUCCCUCCGAUGUCACUGAGAAAGUGACCCGCAAGGCCAUUGAGCUUGGAUACCGCCAUGUUGACAGCGCCAAAGUCUACGGAAACGAAUUGGAAAGUGCCGCCGCCAUCCGCGCGUCUGGACUUGAUCGCUCCAAGAUCUUCUAUACUAGCAAGGUGCCCUCGAAAUCCAUGGGAUACGAGAAGGCGAAGAAGGCCAUCGAGGAAAGCAUCGCUGCGGCAAACCUUGGCUAUAUUGACCUGUAUGGACUUACUCGUUCUCCGGAAAACAAAGCGAAUAAACAAACUAACACAGUGGCUAUUAGUAUGUUGAUUCACGCACCCUACGGUGGUAAGGAGGACCGCCUCGGUACAUGGCGUGCACUCGUGGAGGCCCAAAAGGCAGGCCACGUCCGUUCGCUGGGUGUGUCCAACUUUGGUAUCCAGCACCUCGAGGAGUUGGAAGAGUACAUCAAGAGCGGAGCAGGCGGACAAAUCACUGUCGGCCAGUACGAGAUCCACCCGUGGUGCCCGCGCGAUGAUAUUGCGGAGUGGCUGCAGAAGCGCAACAUCGUUGUCGAAGCAUACUCUCCCCUCGUGCAAGCGACUCGCAUGAAGGAGCCGGUUCUGCAGAACCUGGCUAAGAAGCACGGUAAGACUGAGGCUCAGAUUUUGAUCCGCUGGAGUUUGCAGAAGGGAUAUGUGCCCCUGCCUAAGUCGGUGACCGAGUCUCGCAUUCUGGAAAACUCGGAGGUCUUUGACUUCACACUGUCUGAUGAGGACAUGGCUAGCCUGAAGCUCAACGCGUACGAGCCCGUCUGCUGGGAUCCUGUCCGUGACUGCAAGAUCUAA
Penicillium expansum is the source of this 912-nucleotide messenger RNA. Its product is annotated as aldo/keto reductase family protein. The record is from RefSeq and is a predicted model, not a curated record. Gene Ontology annotation, molecular function: oxidoreductase activity. Bases 1 to 912 code for a protein of 303 amino acids. The transcript has 4 exons. NCBI's taxonomy places the organism in Eukaryota, Fungi, Ascomycota, Eurotiomycetes, Eurotiales, Aspergillaceae.